Messenger RNA from Mya arenaria, 802 nucleotides. RefSeq names its product 17-beta-hydroxysteroid dehydrogenase 14-like. Gene Ontology annotation, molecular function: oxidoreductase activity. The record is from RefSeq and is a predicted model, not a curated record. The transcript is spliced from 9 exons. Bases 14 to 802 code for a protein of 262 amino acids. NCBI's taxonomy places the organism in Eukaryota, Metazoa, Mollusca, Bivalvia, Myida, Myidae.
UUAUGAAUGAAAAAUGGCUGAAAAUAAAGCUGGUGUACGAUUUCUGAAUAAAAUUGCUAUAGUUACAGGCGGAUGCCAGGGAGUUGGAAAGGGAAUUCUGGAUGUACUUUUGGAGCAGGGCGGGAAGGUUGCUGUGUUUGACAUUAAUGACAAGCUUGGCUCAGAACUGACGACUUCCGGCCCAGGAAUUGUGAAAUAUGUUCACUGUGACGUGCGAAAUGAGGCGGAAGUUAAGAGGUCGAUAGCAUCCGUUGUUGAAGCAUUUGGUGGACUGGAUCUUCUUGUGAACAACGCUGGAUAUGCAAAUCCAGCAAAAACGAUAGACGAUUCAGAAAUAAGUGCUUUCCAAGACCUGCUAAACCUAAAUCUAGUGGCUUAUUUCACCAUGUGCAAGUACUCCCUACCGCACCUGCGAAAGACAAAGGGCAGCGUUGUAAACAUUUCCAGUAUCCUUGGUUCUACCGUUGGACCGAAACACAUGAGCAUGUACUGCGCAACAAAAGGUGGCGUAACAGCUUUAACAAAAUCGUUGGCCUAUGACGAAUCAGUACAUGGAGUUCGGAUAAAUAGUAUAGCGCCAUCUGUGGUCAGAACGCCGCUUCUGGAAGAAUUUGCUUCAUCAUUACCGGAUCCACAAAAACAGAUCAAGAACUGGGAAGACAGUGUACUGCUAAGGCGCCUUGCUGAGCCAAAAGAGAUCGGACUGGCAUGUCUUUACCUGGCUGUAGACGCUACAUUCACCACGGGCUUUGAGCUUAACUGCACAGCUGGGUCUGAAAUCGGAUAUGGAGUUAAACAAUAA